Phalaenopsis equestris is the source of this 587-nucleotide messenger RNA. Its product is annotated as late embryogenesis abundant protein Lea5-like. The record is from RefSeq and is a predicted model, not a curated record. NCBI's taxonomy places the organism in Eukaryota, Viridiplantae, Streptophyta, Magnoliopsida, Asparagales, Orchidaceae. Gene Ontology annotation, cellular component: mitochondrion. The transcript has a single exon. The coding region runs from base 110 to 391 and encodes 93 amino acids. Gene Ontology annotation, biological process: response to stress.
AUGAAUUUGCUGCUAUAAAAAGAAGACAAAACUCUCCAUCUCCUUUAUCUUCUCAUCAUCUUUAAUUUCUGCAGUGAAUUCGAGCUAAUUCUUGUUCAUCUCAAUCAAUAUGAUGGCCCGCGUCCUUUCGGCGUUCUGUAAUGGCAUUGUUUUGAGCAGCCGAAAAUUGUCAUCAUCGACGGCAUUUACCGGAAAGGAGAUGCUGGAGGAGAAGGAAGCUCUAAUCAAGGAAAUGAAGAAAUUGGGAUCGGCAACAUCGGAUGCGGCGGCGGCCCCGACGCAUUGGAUCCCUGAUCCUGUCACCGGCUAUUACCGACCGGCGAACAGCCUCAAUGAGAUAGAUCCAGCCGAGCUGCGCCAAAAGUUUCUCAACUACGAGAAAAAAGUUUAAGCGUUAGACAACGUUAAAUGUAUUUAUAGUGGUUUUGUGAUUCUUCAUCUGUUGGCUGCAUAACUUAAUUGAUUUUUGCAGUGCUAAUAAUCAAAUAUUUUUAUAAUUUUUUUAAUGAUUUUUUUUGUAGCAACUAAUCCAUAUUUAUGCAUGGUAGGAAACUUCGGAUCUGGUCACAGUCCGAAUUCAAUCAACC